Molecule: messenger RNA, 1760 nt
Organism: Trichoplusia ni (cabbage looper)
Lineage: Eukaryota; Metazoa; Arthropoda; Insecta; Lepidoptera; Noctuidae
Product: putative nuclease HARBI1
Exons: 4
Coding region: 312-1394 (360 amino acids)
Source: RefSeq, a predicted model, not a curated record
GGCUUACUCUUGAUUUCAAUUCCGAUCGGUCGACAUUGGAAUUGUGACGUUUCGCACUCUUGAGUUCGAUGCUAGCGCCACAUUGGUUUGAAAUUGCGUGUUUAUUAUGGGGAACUAAUUGAAAUCGGACUGGGCGCUAAACGGUACUCUUGAGUUUAUUUUGACAGCUGCUUAUUGCGCCAAUAUUACGGUGGGAUUGAAUGUUGAUUGUGAUUUUUCCAAUUACUAAAGAGUAACUUUUAAGACAUUGUUUUGUGUUUUACGUGGUUUUCUUUCGAUAAAAAGUGUUUAAUACGGCACGAUUAGCGGUAAUGUACAGUGUUUCGUUAAAUUCCCAUAAAAAACAACUGAAACAAAGACGAGAUGAGCGUCGGAUGAUGCGUUAUACGGAGAAAGCGUUUUCGAUGAAUGAAAACGAGUUUAAAGCCAAUUAUAGGGUGAGCAAGGAUUUGUUUCACGAAAUAUUCGAAAACAUAAAGCCUUUUAUGCAAUCCCCUAAGAGAAGAAGUGAUUUAUUACCAAAAUAUAAGGUUUUAGUGGCAUUGUCCUUUUAUGCUACUGGGAGUUACCAAAGGCUAGUUGGAGGCAGUUAUGGGACCCUAAUGAGUCAGCAAUCUACUUCUCGUUCUAUUCGAGAGGUAACAGCAGCUCUUAACCAUCCCUUAAUACAAAGGAAAUGGAUUAAGUUUCCUCAAACUCGUCGUGAAAGAGAUGCUGUAAAACUGAGAUUUUUUGAAAAAUUCAGUAUACCAUCUGUUAUAGGAUGCAUUGAUGGCACUCAUAUAGCCAUAAUUAGACCAUCAGAAAAUGAAGAGAGAUUUUUUAAUCGCAAACAUUUUCAUUCAAGAAAUGUUAUGAUUGUUAGUCAAUAUUUUUGGUUAUUACUGAAUUGUAAUUCAUUGCUUAUGAAAUUAGUUAAAUAUCUUUGUUUUAUAUAUUUUCAGAUAGCUGAUUCAGACUUAAGAAUACUGUCAGUAGAUGCUUCAUUUGGAGGAGCAUCACAUGAUAGUUUCGUCUGGAAUCAGCAUCCGGUGAAACAACAUUUAAUUGAAUUAAAUAAUAAUGGGGAAACUGUAUUUUUACUAGGUGAUUCCGGGUAUGCCCAGAGGGAAUACAUGAUGACACCUAUUGUAGAUGCUCAUCAAGGGUCCCCUGAGGAAUAUUACACCAAGUUACACUGCACUGCACGGAAUACCGUAGAACGUACCAUUGGUGUCCUCAAAAACAGGUGGCGGUGCUUAAUCGGGCAUAGGGUUCUACAUUAUCAUCCUGAUGUAGCAGCCAAAAUAAUUAAUGCUUGUUGUGUUUUACACAACAUGUGUAUCAAUAGGAUUUAUUUUGACCAAGAUGAGCAGCAUAUACAGCAGAAUAUGGGAAUGAUUACCCAACUGUAACUUCUCAAGACUCAACUAGCAGCACAGCUGCUGAACUAAGACAAGGCAUCGAAAAGCGAAAUGUUUUAGUUCAGCAGUUGUGGGCAAGCAGAAGGUAGCCUAAAACUUUAUAAGGUUCUCAUCGUACCUUAUAAAGGUUUUUACAUAUAAUAGUCAAACAGCAGGCAAUGCUUAAUUUUAAAUUACUAACAAAAGGUGAAACAAUACAGUAUGCAGCACAAUGUCUACCUCUAAAUUUGCAUUUGCCUAUAGAUUCUUACGUUUUAAGGGCCCUUUUUAUACAACAGAUUAAGUAGAAAGCUAAGUAGGUAGGUUUAUAAUAUAUUAUUAUAGGUGUAAAAGCAUUGUUUCAAACUAUUUUUGCAU